CAGGAGGGACUUUUUAUGAAUGCAGCAGAAUCGAUUAUUUUUCGAGCGAAGAAUAUAGUCCUGAUCCUAAUGAUUCUACUAUGGCAAUACCAUAUGCCGUCACCAAGUCCGCCGGGUUUUUCGUCGUAGCCACUUUGCUCCUAUGCUGCAGUUACUGCUGCUGCAUAAUUGGGCAUUGCGCUAAACACCGUGGCCUUUACACCUUUAUCUCGGGAGUUCUUUUCAUAAUCACAGGUUUAUCGAUGUUAACCGGCCUCGUAAUGUACAUCUCACUUUUUAAAGCGGAAAUCGGAGGAAAACUUCGACCUGUAUCUCUUCUUCAACCGCCGAUUUUCACAUACAGAUAUGGUUAUUCUUUCGCCCUAUUCCUCGUUGGAUUUAUAAGUUGUCAAAUAACGGGGAUCAGUACAAUUUUCCUUUUUAUACAUCGCAUGCAAGCUUCGUACCGGAUCGAAAACGGGCAGGAAACGGGGAAGUUCCACGUCCCAGCUCCCAGUAACUAUUUCCACGUAGAUUCCAACUCGAUUUAUUGUAGACGGCAUCCGAAUGCUUACAUCAAUUCGAAUAGUAUCAGGAUUCCCACGAAUUAUCCACCACCAGCUCAUCAAAAACGAUUUUUCUUCAGCAAAGAACCACUGCCUGAAUCACCGUGUAGUUUACAUAGACAUCAAUCUUUAAAUAGUGGAAAUUCUUUAAAGGAUGUUUCGGGAUUUUAUGAUUUCCCUCCACCUCCAACGAUAAGUUACCAAUUCAAUGAGCCAUUUUCCGGCCCGGAACAGCGAUUUAAUCAUCGAUUAUCAAGGGAUGUAACAACAAAUACGGUGUCGACGACGGCGGACGUCGUGACGUCUUGUGAUGAAGAUUUUCUGCAGGACAACUUCGUGGAUUACUCUCCAAGCGUCCAACACGAUGUUGAGUUCGUGACCUUUGACCUGGACAGACCACUGGUCGUCCGCGCUCAUAGUAACGUCUCGAUAAAUUCGAAUUGCGGUGAUUUACCAACGCCACCCCUCCGCAAAGAUUACACCACCAAUUUCGAUCCACUAAGAAGGACUACUCCCGUAUAAAAUGUGAUUAUAACCCGAAAAAUUCGAGGUGCGGGUUAAAACAACUAAAAAAGAAUCAAUAAAAUCGAUUAAAUUAAAAAAAACAAAGAUUAAAUAAGUGAGAAUUGUUAAAGAAAAAGUUUUAAUAAAGAAAGCCAUGUUUAUCCAUAACGGUAUUAGGAAGAUUGCUUAUUAACCCAAAGAAAUUAAUAAAAACUAUGUAUAAAAAUUAAUAUCGAA
Molecule: messenger RNA, 1286 nt
Organism: Onthophagus taurus
Lineage: Eukaryota; Metazoa; Arthropoda; Insecta; Coleoptera; Scarabaeidae
Source: RefSeq, a predicted model, not a curated record